AUGGAUAAGGCAGACGACAGCUCAAGACAAGUUUCAAAAUGGGCAAAUCUACACAGAGACAUACUUGUCAUUAUCUUCUAUAAGCUCGAUGUAAGGGACCUUACUAUGGGAGCUUCACGCGUCUGCAUCACUUGGUUCCUUGCCUCUCACGACAAAACAUUAUGGAACACUGUUGAUCUAGCCAAGUUCCGACAAGUAGACGGAGAAAGCCUAAGCCUUAGGAAUUUUCUGAAUAAGAUCAUCAAGUUUUUUGACAUUCAUGAAACACGCAGAAAUCUCACGAAUAUAACCAAGUUGAGCCGAAGUACCCCAAAGAAUUUGUUCUUUGACUAUGAUGCCUAUAUAGAAGAGGAGGAUCUCAUGUUCGCUGCUGAGAGGAUGCCAAACAUAGAGAAACUUGUUUUACCGCGCUGGAGCUUCCAAACCAAGAAUUCAUACCAGUUUGCAUUCAGUCAAUGGAAGAAUCUUGAAACACUGAUCAUCGCUAAUGAUUCCAGUUUAACCGGGAAACUAGGGUUUCAAGAAGUGGGAGAGAACUGCAGUAACCUCAUCAACUUGAAAUAUAUGGGUGAUUUCGAAAAAAACACUGCUGAGAACAUCGUGCGUUACCUCAAGAACAUCAAGAGGUUGAGUCUGCGAUGUUCCUCCAUCAGCCAUCUAGGAGUUUUGUUAUUAAUCAGAGGCCUUAAGAACCUUGCGAUCCUCAAUCUUUCACAUUGCAGAGAGUCGGAAUGGGAUCAUAUUCGCAAUCUUGAGAUGGUUACUAUUGGCAAUCUUGAACAAGCCGCCACUCAGAAGCAAGUCAUAUUUUUAGGAUGUUCAUUAAACUUAAACAAUUGUAGAGUCUGCAAAGAGAGGCCAUAUUGUAGGUUCUGGCCGUAUGGCAUUAAGAAUUGGCGAAAUGAUGAGAUAAAGGAAUUUGAAUUUUGA
Molecule: messenger RNA, 930 nt
Organism: Microthlaspi erraticum
Lineage: Eukaryota; Viridiplantae; Streptophyta; Magnoliopsida; Brassicales; Brassicaceae
Source: the annotation of a GenBank genome assembly